Molecule: messenger RNA, 974 nt
Organism: Cryptomeria japonica (Japanese cedar)
Lineage: Eukaryota; Viridiplantae; Streptophyta; Pinopsida; Cupressales; Cupressaceae
Product: GDSL esterase/lipase At2g30310-like
Exons: 4
Coding region: 1-843 (280 amino acids)
Molecular function (GO): hydrolase activity, acting on ester bonds
Source: RefSeq, a predicted model, not a curated record
AUGGGGCGCCUAAAUCACGUUGGGUGUAUUUGCCUGGUUCUCUGUAUUCUCCUUUCAAUCUCCUCAGGCAUUGAAACCAUUAAAGGUAAAGCAAAAAUCCCAGCUUUCUUCACAUUCGGCGACUCACUCGUGGAUCCUGGCAACAAUAACUUUAUUAACACCAUUGCCAAGGCCAACCAUGCUCCAUAUGGGCAAGAUUUCAGAGGUCACGAACAAAAUGGUCGCUUUUCUAAUGGAAAACUUGCAACAGAUUUUAUCGCUUCUAGACUUGGGGUAAAGGAAAACAUUCCACCAUUUUUGGAUCCUAAUCUCAACAGCCAGGAGCUUCUCACAGGUGUUAGUUUUGCUUCCGCUGGAACCGGAUUUGACAACCUCACUUCCACACGUUUUGAGAUAUACAAGCUUGGGGUACGCAAACUGGGCGUGGCAGGGCACCCUCCACUGGGAUGCAUACCGAUAGAGAAAACAUUACAGGGAGAAUCAAUGCUGAAUGGAUGUAUUCAGGCAAUCAACUAUAUUUCAUCUUCUUACAACCAAAAGCUCAAGGAAGCCCUCCAAGGAUUGAAAGCUCGUCUUCCAGGCAUUAGACUGGAGUACGUAGACAUCUAUGACAAUAUGUUAGACAUGAUAAAACAUCCUUUGUUAUACGGAUUUGAGAUAUCAAAUAGGGGUUGCUGUGGAACAGGAUUACUCGAGGUUGGGCCACGUUGUGAUAAUAGAACUCCGAUUACUUGUUCCAAUACAUCAAAAAGUGUUUUCUGGGAUUCUGCUCAUCCUACACAGGCUACAUAUCAGAUAAUUGCUGACAAGCUCCUGCUCCAAAAUAUUCCAAAGCUGCUCUAAGAAAUAACCAAAAUGUUUAUUUUCGAAGUGCGAUAAAUUAAUGUGCAAUAGUAUAGAAAAUUGCUGCCAUGUAAAAGCGGUGAGUUAUUGAAGAAUUUAUGUAAAGGUGGCAAUAACGUUGCCCCGUUUGA